Molecule: messenger RNA, 3662 nt
Organism: Mustela lutreola (European mink)
Lineage: Eukaryota; Metazoa; Chordata; Mammalia; Carnivora; Mustelidae
Gene: CCDC170
Product: coiled-coil domain containing 170
Exons: 12
Coding region: 560-2680 (706 amino acids)
Biological process (GO): microtubule cytoskeleton organization
Cellular component (GO): Golgi apparatus
Molecular function (GO): microtubule binding
Source: RefSeq, a predicted model, not a curated record
CAGGUUGUUGAGAAGGUCAAAUGCAAGUAGGAAGAAGGCUCCCUCCCCAGGACAAGCUACUAAAUUUGCAAAGUCCAGUACAAAAUGAAAGUGUAGGGUCCGGUGUACAAAAGUCAUUAGGAAUGUCAAGGCUGGAACGUUAAAUCAAGCGCGGGACUCUUCUGUUCUGAGUACAGAGCCUGUGCAACCGCACAGCCAACACGCCCUCGAAGCCGGCCCUGGAGCCCGAAGGAGCGGAGCGGUUGCACACAGUAGGUGCUAAAUAAAUGCUCUUCACCUUUGUGUCAGCGCAGUCCUAGAGCUCUCGUGCGCUAGCACGGUAACGUUGACCAUAACACCGACCACUCGCUGUCACUUGUGCAUGCCUGGCAGAAGGACAAGACCUGGAAUCGCGCUCGCGGGGGAGUUCUACAGCGAAGACCGGCCUCUCCCACCGGGAACCCCGGCAUUCUGGCGAGUGUCUGCGGCUCAGCCAAGGAUAGAUCGGAUUAACGGCAGAUUUCCAACCUUAAACCUCAGUGCCUAGCAACUCUAGUGGCUUAUUAAGAAGAGCAUAAGGAUGUCCGCGGCACGCUCUGUAGGACAGAUGAAUGAAGUUUACCACCGUCCCUUGGAAGUCCCAGUCACUCGGGAGCAGUUGAGCCACUAUCGGAAUGUGGCCGAAAAUGCUCGAAGCGAACUGGCGGCAAGUUUGGUCAAAUUUGAAUGCGCUCAGUCCGAGCUUCGAGACCUCCGAUCCAAGAUGCUUUCGAAAGAAGCCUCCUGUCAAGAGCUGAAAGCUGAAAUGGAGAAUUACAGAGAAGAUAAUGCUAGAAAAUCAUCUCUCCUCACCUCCCUGAGAGACAGAGUUCAGGAGCUAGAAGAAGAAUCAGCAGCGCUUACUGCUGCUAAAAUUAGAACCGAAAUCACAGCUCACACUGCAAUCACGGAGAACCAGGAGUUAAAGAAGAAAGUUGCAGAACUAGAUGAGAACUUACAAAAAUGUUUAAAGGAAAAUGAGGACAAUAAGAAUCAAGCCUUGAAGAACUGCAAGAAACAUGAGGAAUUUCUAGCUCAACUUGGUGACUUCUUAGAUCCAGAGAAGAAGAAUGAAAAGGCAUCAGAUGAAGAUUUAAUUCUAAAGCUUAGAGAGCUGUGCGAGGAAAACGCCUUGGUGCGAAGACAGAUUGUUACUCUUGAAGAGACUGUGAAUGUCCAUGAGAUGGAAGCAAAAGCUAGCAGAGAAACCAUCAUGAGGCUGGUUUCUGAAGUAAACAGAGAGCAGAAAAAAGCUGCCUCCUGCAUCGAGGAAAGAGACAAGCUGAACCAGGACUUGCUCCAAGCUGUACAGAUCAAAGAAGUCCUUGAAAGGGAAGUCAGGGUCCUCCAGGAGAGGCUGUUGGCUGGCCAGCGGGUCUGGGAUGAUUCGAAGCAGGAGCUGAGCCUCUUGAAGAAAAGCUCCCGAGAGCUGGAGAAGAGACUGGAGACCAGUCUGGACGCGGCUGCAGCCUCGCGAAGCCAGUGCUCCUCAUUCAGGGAGAAAGUCGCAGCCCUGCUUAGAGGCCGCUGGGGCCCGACGGGGCCCACGGAGGAUGCCGUUUUGGAAAGGAUCCGAGAAAUGACCCGCCAGGAAGACAGCAGGGAAAAGAUGGUCUCCCAGCUUGAAGCCCGAAUAUCUGAGCUUGUGGAACAGUUGGGAAAUGAAUCUGAGUUUCACCAGAAAGCUCUACAGAGAGCCCAGAAUGCAGAAAACAAGUUGGAAACUCUUCAGGGUCAGCUGACACACCUCGAGGGAGAGCUGGUUUCUGGAGAUGUUUUGCGAGAUCACUUGAAUUUUGAGAAACAAAAAUAUCUUAAAUUUCUGGAUCAACUCUCAGAAAAAAUGAAACUGGACCAGAUGGCUGCUGAACUUGGCUUUGACAUGCGUCUGGAUGUAGUUUUAGCUCGCACGGAGCAGCUGGUCCGUCUCGAGAGCAACGCAGUCAUUGAAAACAAGACUAUUGCCCACAAUUUACAGAGAAAGCUCAGGACUCAGAGAGAAAGGCUGGAGAGCAAAGAACUACAUCUGAGCCUUCUGCGGCAGAAGGUGGCCCAGCUGGAGGAGGAGAAGCAGGUGCGCUCGGCCUUGGCCGUGGAGAGGGAUGAGGCCAAUCUCACUCUAAGAAAGUUGCAGAAGAAGGUGGAGAGGCUGCAGAAGGAGCUGAGUGUGUGUCGAGAAGCGAACACGGAGCUCAGAGCCAAGCUGGCUGAUGCCAGUGAGCUCAAGAUUAAAGCUUUGGAACAGACCAAAAUUAUUGAAGACCUAAGUAAGUCCAGAGACAAACUUGAGAAGAUGAAGGAGAAAGCUGAGAAAAAGCUAAUGUCUGUCAAGUCAGAACUGGAUACCACAGAGCACGAGGCUCAGGAGGAUGAGAGGGCCAGGAGCAUGAUGGAAGUGGUAGCCAGCGAAACGAAGAUGCUCAAGAAGUCUCUGGAAGAAGCAGAAAUGAGAGAAAAGCAGCUGGUGGACUUCAGGGAGGUGGUUUCCCAGAUGCUGGGCUUGAACGUGUCCAGUCUUGCACUUCCCGACUAUGAAAUCAUCAAAUGCCUUGAAAGACUGAUCCAUUCACAUCAGCAUCACUUUGUCACCUGUGCCUGUCUCAAAGAUAUGAUUCCAGGGGGCAAUAGGUACCCACAGAGCUGCUUAAAGCUCCUUCAUUGAAUACCAUCUCUUUGGGGGAGAUAAGAGAUGGAACACAAUGGUCAAUUUCACAAAUUCCCUAACCCUUUGAAAUUUGGUCAGUGUGUCAAUACCGUAUACUUUGAUGAUCAAGCCAGAAUCCCAUUUGCAAAAAAUGAUCUUAGAGGUGCCAGCUGUAGGUUAAGAGCACACAUUAUUUUAUUUGCUAGCACUUUGGGACCCAGAAGAAUUCUAGCAGAUUGCAUAUCUAGAGUGGACAAUGGCUGUAGGGGAUUAACAUUUGUGGGAUUCCUUUUAUGAGUCGGGGGCUUUAGUAUCCAAUUUAAUUUUCAUCGUAGCUGUGUGGAGAAGAUUUAAUGUUUUAUUUUAUGACCUGUCUGGGUCUCAGAGAGGGUAUUACCUACCCAAGAUUGCAAUUGGUUAGUGAUUGAACCGGCAUUCUGACCAUGUUGGCCCCAGAUCAAAGGCUGUGCCUUCUGCUACUCUGCCCUCCUCCAGUUUCUCCUGUUAUCGUGGUGAAAAUUGCCCCCAUAAAGGAAGAUAAACAUUCAUACAUUAAAUCAAGUCCACAAAGUGACUGAGAUUCAUGAAUGUCACACAUAUGGUUUCCUUAAAAAGUAUUAUACCUAAUUAUUUGGAUAAAACACAUAGGUCUGAGGUCCUGUAAGAAACCUACCAGUUUUAAAUGUUGCUGCCAGAUCAUAUUUGGUGGUAAUUUUUCAUUGAACAAGGUUGAUCUCAAUCCUUUAAAAAUGAAACCUUUAAUGUGAAACCUAUAAAAUGAAGAAAUCCUGCCCAGGUUUAUUCACCAAUAUAUCACAUGUACUGACAGCAAGAGGACUUUUUUAGAAUGGGGUAAAGUUUUAUUAUGAACUUCCAUCACUUUCUGCCAUCUUUUUAAAUUUCUACUUCACAAGUGUUUUUCAGGAAACCAUAUUCUUAACUUUAUUGAGAGAAACUUUUACUUUUUUGGGUGAGCAUCUUAUUUUUGAAUAUUUAAAUC